Hyposmocoma kahamanoa is the source of this 976-nucleotide messenger RNA. RefSeq lists its product as uncharacterized. Lineage: Eukaryota; Metazoa; Arthropoda; Insecta; Lepidoptera; Cosmopterigidae. Bases 215 to 799 code for a protein of 194 amino acids. The transcript has 2 exons. The record is from RefSeq and is a predicted model, not a curated record.
CAUUACCUACACGGUUUGUCAAAAUUUGCUUGAUAGGUAACUGUCGCUGAAUUAAUUCGAUUUCAAUUAAAAACUACUGUAUAAAUACAUCAUCACACACCUUAAUAGUUGCCAAAUGACGCGGGGAGGAGUAGUAUUAUUACAAUCAACGGUGGUUUAAAGUACAUCAGUCAUUCGAAGAUUCAGACAUCAAACUGUGCUGUUUUGCGUAAAAAUGGAUAUCUUGGAGAGAAUCUACCGUAAUGUAAGAACACAUCUACAAAACUUACCGGCUACAUUACCUAAAACUCUGGAUUGUGUGAAUAAGUCCAUGGGCAAGAUAAAAUUACCACCAUUGACUAAGGACAACAUCUUGUACUAUUAUUUGCCAGUGCAAGGCCUGGUUAGUUACACAACUUUAUCAGUAAGUGUGAUGAAUCCACAUUUAAUGGUCAGAAUGUUUCCAAAAAGAGAUGUGACCGACGUUUUAUUCUUGUGCGCGGGGGGUGGCGCUGGUUUGUGGUUGUGGGCACGACCUCACAUGGCAGCUGCUUCUCCAGCAAGGCGCUUUUCCUGGGCAUUCCUUGGUGGAGUUCUUUGGCCUCUUGGCUCUAUUUUCUUGUGGGCAAUUUUAAGAAGCUCUGUUGGUCAUAGACCAGUUAUUGGCACAGUAUUAGGUGUAACCACUGGAGCUAUGCUCACAAGCAUUGCUAUUGAUUACUUCCGUUAUGUAGAGCUGAUGUUUUGUGGAGAACUACAUAUCCCAGAAGAAACAUAUAGCCCAAACAGUGAUGAUGAAAAAUAUGAUAUUGAUAUUUAAAACUAAAGAUCUACACCGUAUUGUAAAUAAUUUUGGAAUAUUUAGAUAAGCUUUUGCGAUAUGUGUAUGAAGAUUAGGUGUUAAGAAAACUAGUUUGAAAUUUGAAAAUCUACUCUGCACUUGGUUAACGUGAUUUUUGUCCUAAGUCUGUCUAGUCUUGUGAAACGUUGAUCACAA